UGUAUUGUACUGUGUGUUUAUUUUAUCCGUUGUGUUAGGCACUUUGUGCCAUAUGUAAGCCUCCCUGAGUCCCUUUGGCAAGAUGGAGGUGGGGUACAAAAAUAAAGUGAUUAUUAUUAUUAUUAUUAUUAUUAUUAUAUAUCUUCUUGCAGGAGCCCCGAUGGCGGAGUGUGUUACAGCACUGAGCUGCUGAACUUGCAGACCGAAUGGUCCCAGGUUCAAAUCCCGGGAGCGGAGUGAGCGCCUGCUGUUGCUUCAGCUUCUGCCAACCUAGCAGUUCGAAAACAUGCAAAUGUGAGUAGAUCAAUAGGUACUGCUCCAGCGGGAAGGUAACAGCGCUCCAUGCAAUCAUGCCGGCCACAUGACCUUGGAGGUGUCUACGGAUAACGCCGGCUCUUCAGCUUAGAAAUGGAGAUGAGCACCAACCCCCAGAGUCAGACAUGACUGGACUUAACGUCAGGGGAAACCUUUACCUUAUAUCUUCUUGCAAGGUAAAGUUGCAAGGUCUCAUGGAAAUAUAGGAGAGCUCCCAAAGGUCACCUAGUCCAGCCCACUGCCAGGAAGCCCCUGCGGAAAGCACUCCUGAAAGCACCCUGUACAAAGUGCCAUGUUUUUAAAGAUAUUGUUGGCAACCCAAUGAGGCCCAUGUCUCUUUAGGCAAGAAUGCCCCCCGCCAAAUCCCUGCUGAUUCUUGAACUCCCCUUCCCUCAGGGCUGAGGAGGUGACAGGCCCGCCAAGGGCUGAGGCGAGGCUCCCUCUCAGUGGCAGACGCGGCGGAGCCAGGUUUGGGCGGGAAAGUGCGAAGGGGCUCCGGAGGCGGACCUUGUUCGGCCCCUUUGAAGUGCCGGGCCCCCCGGGCCGGAGGGUGGGAGGGCCGCCCCAUAUAAAGCAGGCCAACCCGCGGGGCCCUCGCUUCCUUCCUCCAACCGCCCUGCAAAGGCACAGUCAAAGCGAACCCAGUCCCAAGCCAUGACCAAGGCCCCCUUCGCCUCCGUGGCCUGGCUUUCCCAGAGCAGCCGGACCCCCAAGGAACCCCGGGAAGAGCCCCCCGAGGCCCGACGAGGAAAGCCCUGCGCCCAGGGGAAGCCUUCGGGGGGAGAAGGGCCUCCUUCGGGCCCAGCGACGCCCCCCGAGCAGCAGCCGCCGCCUUCGCCAAGGCCCAGGGCUGCCCGGCCUCCCGGCCCCUCGUCCGCAGGUAAGGCUCAGCCCUUGGCCUCUUUCCCGCGCUCUCUCGUUCUCUCUCCUCACGGAUUUCUCUUCCUUGGGCUCUUCCUUGUUGUGCCUGGUGGAUGUGGCGCUGAUGUCCCUCUUGUUUCUCCGGCAGCCCUGGCGUCCCCCGAGGGGGAGUGGGGGUCGGACGGGGAGGGGAGCCCCUCGGAAGGCCCGCCCGCCGCGAAGAGCAGCAGCAGCCACAGCCCCCGCCGCCGCCUCCGCACCGCCUUCAGCCUGGAGCAGAUCAGCACCUUGGAGAGCGCCUUCCAGCGCCACCGCUACCUGGGCGCCGCGCAGAGACGCAAACUGGCCGCCAAGAUGCGCCUCUCCGAGGUCCAGAUCAAGACCUGGUUCCAGAACCGGCGGAUGAAGCUGAAGCGCCAGAUGCAGGAGGCUUAUCCUUCCAUUCCAUUUAACAGUCCUCUCCCCUUUGGCUCCCAGAGUGGGCCUUUGUCCUAUAUGUACUCACCCCACCAGCAGACAGUGAGCAAGAGAGAAGAUCCUAUGCCUUUGGGCCUGCCUUUCCCACCUUUACCAGCUCCCUUGAUUGAUCCCAGAAGCCUCUCAGCAGGGCAGCCGGGGGCUGUCUGGCCCAUGCCCUUGCCUUGUCUUGUGGGAUACCAAGACCCUCAGACUGUAUUCAUGUCUCUCUGAUGCCAAGCUGGGGACUCGCAGAAGGAUUUGCACUAAACUUUGUUCUCCCACUGAGUAUCCAAAGCUACAGAACUUCAUGGUCUUGGAUACAGACAUGGAGGAUAUAUUUUGCACAGAGACAUUUAUUUACUUUUUGAGCGAGUGUGAAAGUGAUCUAUUCAUAUAAAUGUAUAUUCAACAAGGUUAAAUUGGGCCUUCACUUGUCAUAUAAAUUAGAGCUUGGCCAAAAAGGAACGUAGACUAGUUCCAAAUUGUCUGUCCUAUCCUUGACUUUAAUUGGAGUUAGAUUAUUCUGCAGGGUGGGGGGGGGGGAAUAUCAGGUUGGAUCUGAGUGGCUGUGUACCUAAUAUUGAGAUAGAGUAUAUGAAUCUUUUGAUGUGAGGGUUGUGCAAUAAUCAUAUUAAAACACUGAUCAGCUUUGAUCAUUGCUAAAAUUAAAUCAGAAACAAGAAAAAUGUUGGUAUUUUUUUCAUAGCCCACUUAUAAUAUGUAAGCCACCAACUCACGGGCAUUGCAUUCUAUGGCCAUUUAUCACCAGCAAAAUAUGCUUAAUGAGCUUCUUGUAGAAGUUUUGUCAAAUCCGAUCGAGGGAAUACCACUUGAAUGGUAAACAUGAAAUACAAGUACAGAAAAAGUAAUGCAACUUAAUAUGGAAUAGCUGCUAUGUAAUAUUCAUAAUAUUUAACAGUUAUGUUCAACUCAAGCAUGUCCCAAGCAUUAUGUAGAUCUGGCAAGUUUUGAACCUAUUUUGUAGCUCUUACUUUUGGAUACUGUGUAAUAGUAACAGUAAGAAGUGAACAUGAAACCAGAUGCACAAUUUUAUUUAUUAACACCUAGCAUUUCCAUAGUAGUAUAAGUUUGUUCAACCAUUGUGCAAUCUAGGUCAGUAUAGCAAAUAGCUGUUGUGUGCCUUCAAGUCAUUUCUGAGUUAUGGCAAUCCUAAGACAAACCUAUCACAAGGCUUUCUGAGGCUGAAAAAGUAAUGCAACUUGCUCAGAGUUGACCAGUGGGUUUUCCUGGCCAAGUGGGAAUUUGAACUCUGGUCUCCAGAGUCCUACUCUCAGUCCAUUGUACUGUCCUGCAUUUUACUACGCAAUGAUCUAUUUUUUCAUCUUUUCAGUACUCACCAUAAAAGUAUUAGCACUUUUUAAGUGACAUGGUCCCUGCAUCACCACCACCACCACCUCCUGCCUCAGUUCAUUUUAUAUGUUGAAGCAUUUUCCAGAAUUAUUACAGGGAAUAAGACAAAUGAUUGUACUUCCAUCAGGGAAGUAAAAUAUAUUGAAUUAUCAAUCCAUUUAAACAAAUGCAUUCAAUGUAAACCAGAAUAUGGAAAUAUUAAAUAGUUCUAAUCUAUAUUUUAAAUACUUUAUCUUUUCACUUCCUGUCAAUGUGACUAUUUAAAAAUGUUUCUUAACGUAAUAAAAAAUUGCUAUUUGGUUCAUUUCAGCCAUUUCUGAUUCCUGUGAGUAACCUCUUAUAGUUUAUAAAUUAGGACAUGUGUGCACAUAUUUAAGAUCAACACAGUAUGUUUUAAAACAUACAAACACAUUAAUUAUAUUUUUAUUCCUGAUUUCCUCCUGAGAGUCUGACAUGGGACUACACUGUUUUCUUAACAAAACAUUCAGUUUAGAUCUAGGCCAAGCUAAAGCCCACAUAUGGGGGAGAAAAACUGUGUUGACAUUUUGUCAGUUUCCUACUUUAAUGCACUUGUAUUAACGCAUGCUUGUAAACAGGGGAUUUGGCUCCAGAAUUAAGACAUGUGUGAAUGCCCUGAGAGAAACAGGCUGUCCUGACACUUGCUCCCCUAUGCCGUUCUUUCUAGCCUUCCCCAAAAAUACUAUACAGAGGGAUGUGCUUUAUUCAAUGGUUAGUAUAUUUGUAUGCGGGGAAGUAGAUAACUCGCUCUCCUUCCCCCAGCUGUGCAGAAGGUGCCUCUCAUAAUGAAAAGUUCACAAGGAUAUAUGCAUUCAUACAUUACAUCUUUAGUAAUUGCAGUUGAAUUACAUGUAAACACUAAGUGCAUCACAAAUGCAGCACACAGAACACCUCUUCCUGACAGUGCAGACCCCAGGUAGGUUGUGGGACCCUGACUUGCAGCCCUUGGAGUUCCCCAAAGUUCCCAGAUCCUUGACCCCAACAAACAUUACAUGACUGAGAAACUGUUAAAAAAUCUGCUGAAAAUGAAAGUAAGGUGAAUGAGAUAUUACUUUCAAUCAUUUACUAGUUAAUUUAGAACUGGAAAGCACAUUUACAUUCUUUGCUGUGGACAUGGAGGUAACACAAAAAGCCUCUGAAAUAGAAUUCCUUUUGUAUAUUUGUGUGUAUUUGAUUUCUAUUUGAUUUCCUGUUUCCCAGCUCUGGUCUCCCUUAUUUAUUAUUAUUCAUUUAUUACAUGCAUUUAUACCCCGCCCUUAUGUCUCAUCAGACCUUCCAUGUCAAGGCUUAGAGACACCUAAAUCUAUCUUUAACUGAAGAGAUAAGAUUUAUAACACCAGAAACUCUUCCUACUGCUUCUCUAUAUAACUGGUUCACAUGGAGAAUGAUAAGUGAACUGUGAAAUGACACAAUUCAUUGUCCAUUUCCAGGUGUUCCUAGGAGUUGUAUUGCCACAGAGAGACACACAGAGAAAGAUAUUGAAUAAUACUCCCUGCCUUGGAGUGUGGUGGAGGCUCCUUUGGAGGCUUUUAAGCAGAAGCUGGAUGACCAUCUGUCGGGGGUGCUUUGAAUGCGAUUUCCUGCUUCUCUGCAGGGAGUUGGGCUGGAUGGUCCAUGAGGUCUCUUCCAACUCUGAUUCUAUGUCAGAAUACCAUCUGUUUCUGGUGCAAAUUAUGGAAGGAGAAGCAUCCCAAGAUUUUUUCCCCCAACACCAUGGAUGAAAAUGAAGCCCCUCUCUUUCCUUUUACAAAAUUUGACGAUGAAGCUCCUUUCAAUAUUGGGAAUAAGACAAUGCUUUCUACUCUGUGAAUGACAGGACACUUGCUAGGAUUGUUAGGGUGGCAUUGCCUUCCUGCAAAAUGUUGUUUGCAAUCUUCUGUUUCCCUCCAUGAUUUACAUACAUGUACCUAUUACAACAGAACUGAGGAAACUGUAUCUUCCAGAUGAUAAGACUCCCAACUCCAAUCUAUCUCAGACAACAUGGCAAAUGACCAGGAUCUAUCUAUGGCUUCUGCAGAUUCACCUCCACCCCUAACAAAGAACCUAAAACCACUCAGUAACUGUUGGCUGGCAAAUAGUGAGGCAUGUAUUUUUUUCAAAUAUUUCUAUUAGCCUCA
This is a messenger RNA of Anolis carolinensis (green anole), 5141 nucleotides long. RefSeq names its product homeobox protein pv.1. Gene Ontology annotation, biological process: regulation of DNA-templated transcription. The transcript has 3 exons. Bases 970 to 1866 code for a protein of 298 amino acids. Gene Ontology annotation, molecular function: DNA-binding transcription factor activity, RNA polymerase II-specific; DNA binding. NCBI's taxonomy places the organism in Eukaryota, Metazoa, Chordata, Lepidosauria, Squamata, Anolidae. The record is from RefSeq and is a predicted model, not a curated record.